UACACUACCAAUAUACCCACUACUACUACAGCAACAAUACUACAAGUUACAACUACUACUCAAUACUCAUUAGUUAUUAUAAUAAUUUUACCGUCAAUGGUCCAUCUUUUUAUUCUAUUCAUUUCUUUUUGAAAGGUUGUCAAUAUAAUUAUUAUAAUAUGUCUCGUCGUUUGUGCAGUCUAAUCCGACACUCCGAUCUAUCCGCCGGCCCAUCGUAGUUAGUCAUUCUCGCUCCCGAGGAGAUGAGAAUAAGACAAUUGAAUUAUUAUUAUAAUAGUCAUUUUUCAAUCGUUUUAAACUCGUAAAUUGUGUUAUGUGGUAGUUGUAUAAAAAUAAAAAACACUUGGUUAUCGGAAUUACGAGUUAAAAUAAUCAGUACACUUACUAAACAGCAAUACCAAGUGUUUUGUAUAGAUCAUAAUUGUAUAUGAAAAUGUCCGUAUCGUCAGACUCGAUAAUUCACAAACUGUUUAACCGUCAGGUUCAUGGUACUUUUAAAUACAAGCAUAUGCCUCAAAAUAAUACAAGAUAUUUAUUUAAAGACAAUCCAGAUUAUGGCAAAUUUUUCUUACAAGAUAUUUUAGAAGACAUUUCUGAUCAUGUAUUUAUGGGUUUAACUCGAUGUGGUCGAUUUCUCUUAACUUACUCAAUAGCAGACUCAGAGAAUAUAGUUAUUGUUGAUGGUCCUCUUAUGUCUUCAUCAAGCAUGAAGUAUAAACUACAUUUUUGGGCUUUUCGACCAGGUCAAACAGCUAUUAGGGUUUCAGAAAUUAUAUUAUUUGAAAACGCUGAGUUUAGUGAGUUUUUAAAUGUUUACAUCGUCCAAUGGCCAAACCGUUCUGAUAGAAUUGUAGUUUUCGGUGAAAGUGUGACUUCUGAAGAUGAUGAUAGUGAUAUGCACAAAAUUUACAUUACAGUCACCACAUUGCCAUCUUUAAGUAACUGUAAAGAUUGUCAAUCAGUAGCCCGUGAGCAUAGAGAUGAAGAUAUUUCAAAGUAUUAUUUGGGAAACACAUGUCUCGUUCAUGGCCUUACUGUACAUACAUCAUUCACAGUAUCUCAUCCUUAUCCUCAACUAGAGCCUUCAGUGUCGUUGAAAUAUGAUGAUCAUAUUGUGCUCAAUACGUGUAAUUUUAUUCACGUUUUAAAUAUUGAUUUGGAUAAGAAUCAAAAUUUUAAGCCUGAUAAAUCAGAAAACAUUAAUGUUCCAUUAGUUCACAAGCUUAGUAAUGAUUUGACUGAAUUUGGUUAUAAAAUGGCAAAUAAAAGUGAUAAUCAAGAAAGGGGUGUCAAAAGAAGACAUAUUGAUACGAGAUGUUUUUUUGAUAAAGAACAAGAUAUGCCAAUAGCUGCUUUAAAUCCCAUGCCCAAUUAUAACAACCAUCGUCUUUUAAGGAUGAAAGAUGCCGAAAAGGUUUAUGAUUUUGAUGAAAACGAUGAUAAUUGUUUGCUUAAGUUUAAAUGGUUUAGAAGGAGAAGAAUAGCAGAUAAAAUGUAUGAAUUUUGUCCCGAAGAAGAAGAUAUGGAAAAUGUACAUCCAUCAUCAAAAAAAAGUCUCUUUCAACGCUGUGAAUCUCCGGGACCUUCAGCCGUUGAUCAAACACCUUUAUAUAUACAAACAGACUAUGAAGAUGAUAUAUUAAAUGACUGUGAUAGAAAAAUGUUAUUUGCUCAAGAAUUAAAUGCAAUCAUUGCCGACUGGGAUUGUUUAUCAUCACCUCGUUCAGUUACCUCUGAAGAUAGAGACAUUAAGAGUCCUGAUAGUACUAACAGAAAGAUUACCAAUGUGCUCAAGCCAAGAAAUAAAACUCCAUUGUUUAAAAAUUCCAAAAGUCCCUGUGAUAAGAAAAUCAGUGUUAUGAUUGUUCCUGAUAAUAUUCAAGGAAAUCAAUCAAGUAAUUCAUUCCGAUCCGUACCAUUACAAGGAUGUUCAGUAAAAUUUGAAAGACAGUACAUUGAAGUAGAUGAAGAAAUUGUCUCAGUCACUACAGAUUUAGAUGAAGAAGAUGGUAUAACAGGGUCUUUAUGUGCACUUCCAUUGUCUGUGCACGGGUCUGCUUCUGCUCAAAUGCAAAUGAUCAAUACUGCUAAAAUUGGAAAACAGGAAAAAAAUGUUUGCGUUGUAAAACAGGCGAGUUUAGAUUUUGAACAUGUUAGUUAUAAAGUGGCUGAAAUUAUUUGCAAUCUAGAAGGUCACAAAUUUUGGUGCUAUAACGACUAUGACUCUUCUAUUGUUGAUAUUUGUCCAUUAAAUGGUGACAUUUUAAUUGUAUUGUGCAUAAGACUGAACACAGAAGAGGAGAAGAAACCCAUACCUCUUUGUCAACCAGCAAAUAGCAGGGGUUUUGAGACAAAGUGUGUGAUUCUGUGGAACCCUGAGACUGAUACUUGUUACCUAGAGGCUUACUUGCAACUGGAACUAGUUACGGAGGAUCCUAGUCAAACAAGUUGGAAUCCAGCGCGUUUUGAGGCCAAUAUACUGCGCAAGGCAUCCAUGGGUUUCUUCAACGUCCCUACGGGCCGUCAAGUGAGAUGUUUAUCACAUGAAGUCUGGUCUAAGCAAGUUGGUAAUAUAAAUCCACCUUUGCUUGAAAUUACAGAUGAAGAUAAUAUGAUCACUAUCCUAAGAAACCGAUUGGAUGCGGUGGAUGAAAACAAUGUAAUGGUGUUCCUCCGUCAUAGACAGCCAAUAUAACUGUAAGAGCAGCAGGAGUUUAUCUUAAGGUAUAUUAAGUUUAAUUAGACUAUCUCAAUAUUAUUAUUGAAAAAUAAGUGUGUGAUAGCUAUAAUUUAUUUUUCAAUAAUUUACUUCAAUUCAUUUAAUUUUAAGUUUUAUAUCUCAUCAAAUGUAUAGUUAUAUUAUACUUUACCUGUUUAAUUUGUCUUAAGGAAUUAGUCCCUUGAACUCAUUUAUUUAUCGUUAUUCUUUUACAUAUUCACGAUAAUUUAAAAAAAUAAUCAAAUCUGUAUUUGGUAAGACAAUUAAUAUCUUUUACAAAUAAAUAUUUUAUUGUUUUAAAUAAUAAAGUUCAAUGUACAUUUUAAGUUAAAUAUUAAUUAUUUUAUUUGUUUACUUUGAAAAUUAUUUAACCACUGUCAUCUUUACUUAAGCUUAAUUUCUAUGUUUCUGUGAAAUAAUUUUUUUUUAAGGAAUCAACAUUAUUAUAGUUUAAAUAAACAAUUCAAAACUUGUAAAAUUGUUCAUAUUUGUUUUUAGUCAAUAUCUACUAUGAUACAUAUUGUAGAUAUUUAAAGUACAAAAAUAUUAUUAAAAUUAUAUAUACUAUAA
This is a messenger RNA of Rhopalosiphum padi (bird cherry-oat aphid), 3289 nucleotides long. RefSeq lists its product as uncharacterized. The record is from RefSeq and is a predicted model, not a curated record. Lineage: Eukaryota; Metazoa; Arthropoda; Insecta; Hemiptera; Aphididae. Gene Ontology annotation, cellular component: Cul4-RING E3 ubiquitin ligase complex. The transcript has 14 exons. Bases 428 to 2695 code for a protein of 755 amino acids. Gene Ontology annotation, biological process: protein ubiquitination.